Messenger RNA from Populus trichocarpa (black cottonwood), 2154 nucleotides. Its product is annotated as rhamnogalacturonan I rhamnosyltransferase 1. The record is from RefSeq and is a predicted model, not a curated record. The transcript has 9 exons. The coding region runs from base 254 to 1717 and encodes 487 amino acids. NCBI's taxonomy places the organism in Eukaryota, Viridiplantae, Streptophyta, Magnoliopsida, Malpighiales, Salicaceae. Gene Ontology annotation, cellular component: cytoplasm.
AUGGCAAGAAGAGAGAGAAAAAGAAACUCUGAAUAGGAAAAAAAAAAAAAAAAAACCGGUGGAAAGUGAUGAAGCGGUGUCUAUGUUGUGUUGCCGGUUCACACCAUAACAGCUCUUCUUUUUUUUUCUCGAUUUUGGAUGUCGAAGUUUCUUUGUUAAAGUUACGGAUCCUGCAUUGUUGAAGAGGAACGACAGGUCGUUUUGAAUGGGGGAGAAAUGUGCAGGAUAGAGAGAAAGUGUGGAGGAGGAGAGUAUGGGGGUAGUUAAAGGAGUAGAAAAGAUAAGGAUUAGUAUAUCAAGGCCGUCGUCGAAAAUGAAGGUGUGGAUGAUAAGGGCAACGACGUCGGUUUUGUUGUGGACAUGUGUGGUUCAGUUGACGACAAUCGGUGAGAUGUGGGGUCCUAGGGUUUUGAAAGGUUGGCCUUCCCAAUCUGCCUCUGCCGCCUUGCAAGAGAAUGUUCCUUCUCUCCCUGCUCGCGUUUUGCCUCCAAAGAGGGUUUAUAAGAACAAUGGAUACUUAAUGGUCUCGUGCAAUGGAGGUCUUAAUCAAAUGAGAGCUGCGAUAUGCGAUAUGGUUGCUAUUGCUAGAUAUUUGAAUGUUACACUUAUAGUACCGGAACUGGAUAAAACCUCCUUUUGGGCUGAUCCCAGUGAGUUCCAAGACAUAUUUGAUGUGGAGCAUUUUAUCACAUCAUUAAGGGAUGAGGUUCGCGUAUUGAAAGAAUUGCCUUCCAGGCUGAAGCAGAGAGUGGAACUGGGGAUGACUUAUACCAUGCCACCAGUUAGUUGGUCGGAUAUUUCUUACUAUUAUAACCAGAUUCUUCCUUUGAUACAGAAGUACAAAGUUGUACAUCUAAAUAAAACUGAUGCUCGACUUGCCAAUAAUCACCAACCUCUAGAGCUGCAGAAGUUGCGCUGCCGUGUGAAUUUUUUUGCUCUGAGAUUCACCACUCAAAUAGAGGAGUUGGGUAAGAGAGUUAUAAGGCUUCUAAGGCAAAAUGGUCCCUUCUUGGUACUCCACCUUCGAUAUGAAAUGGACAUGCUGGCGUUUUCUGGCUGUACUCAAGGUUGCAACGAUGAAGAGGUGGAAGAAUUGACAAGAAUGAGAUAUGCUUAUCCUUGGUGGAAAGAAAAAAUAAUAAAUUCGGAUUUGAAGAGGAAAGAUGGGUUGUGUCCUUUGACACCUGAGGAAACAGCUCUCACGUUGAGGGCACUGGACAUUGAUCCAAAUAUGCAAAUAUAUGUUGCAGCUGGUGAAAUAUAUGGGGGUGAUAGGAGAAUGGCAAGUCUUGCUGCAUCUUAUCCAAAACUGGUCAGAAAGGAAACACUGUUGGAACCAUCAGACCUUAGGUUCUUCCAGAAUCACUCAUCUCAAAUGGCAGCAUUGGAUUAUCUUGUUGCAUUGGAGAGUGAUAUUUUUGUCCCUACCUAUGAUGGAAACAUGGCUAAAGUUGUUGAAGGCCACCGCAGAUUCCUUGGCUUUAAGAAAACAAUUUUACUGGACAGAAGGCUUUUGGUUGAUCUGAUAGAUCGAUACACUAAUGGAUCGCUGACCUGGGAUGAAUUUUCGUAUUAUGUAAAAGAAUCCCAUGCAGAUCGGAUGGGCGGCCCAACAAAAAGGCUGGUGAUCCUUGACAGGCCUAAAGAAGAGGAUUACUUCUAUUCAAACCCAGAAGAGUGUUUGCAGUCAUCAGAGGAUCCAUUGAGCAGCACAUGAUCAUUAUUUGACGAAAUAUUACAUAAAUCAGUCUCACAGUGCUAGCCAUUCUACCACAUUGUUCUCUACAAGAGGUACAGUGUUAAUGAAGGAGUUUGCUUUCAAUAGGCAUUAUAGUGUUUGGUGAACUUCAAGAAAGCCUGAGAUGAUGUGUGGAAGCAAACCUAGGUUAGUAUUAUAAAAUAUACUCCAAGACUCCAAUUCAUGUAUAGAAGCUCCUCUGCCAUUACAGGGUGAUGCCAGAUUGACAAGAUUGGGUUGUCCAAGUAUAAAAGCUCCCCCAGUCAUUUCAUGGAAGGUUAAUCCGUCGUCCUUCCAUUUCCUUUUUGUACUUUUUUUUUUCUAUUGGAUCUUUCGCCAUCUUGUGAGUUCCUAACAUAUCACUUUCUAAAAUUUCCUUGCUAUGAAAGAUCACUGCUGCUCCUUUUUUUAUUAUA